AUGUCGAACAUAUUGGAGAAAUCACUAGACGAUAUAAUUGGAGAAAAGAAACCCGAAAGGAAAUUCACUCCCACGAGCAGAAGAGGCAGAGGUGGCAGAGGUGGUGGUCCAAUCUCAUCAUCACGAUUCCAUCAUCGUCAACAUCGACCACCACCAUAUAGCAGACGACAACAAGACGUUUACAUCCCUCGCGGAUCUUUAGCUGAAGAACCAGGCAGUAACUCAACAUCCUCAUCAAGCAUACCUCGUGACGUUUUGCACAUGGCCAACGGACGCCCUACAUUACGAUUAAAAAACGUUCAUCCUGAAUUAAAUGGUGAUGAUUUAAACAAGUUAUUCUCCACGAUUAAUGACGUUGAUUUUAUUAAAUUUGAUGAACGAAAUGAUACGAUUGCGUAUAUAUGUUUUCAAAGUGAUUGUGAACGCAGCAAUUUGGAAGCAAUUGAAAAGUAUGAUGGCAAGAAGGCCAUGGGUAAGAUUUUGAUUGUUGAGAAUACCGUUAGUUUGGCCGAUAGGAUUAGCAUAGCGCCAAGACCAGUGAGACGAGAUGGGCUUGGCGGUGGUGGGUUGAGAGGAAGAGGUGGAUCAAGAGGCAGGGUGACUAGUCGUGGAAGAGGAGGCGGUGGUAGAGCAGGCGGAAGAGGAGGAUCCACACCCAAAAAGAGUGCUGAAGACUUGGACAAGGAGUUAAAUGAGUAUAUGGGGAAUACAGGCAAUGGUGGUGGUGCCGGUGAGACGAAUGGAAGCACAGGACAGGAUAACGUAGAUGCAGAUCUAGAUAUGACUGGGUAA
Molecule: messenger RNA, 792 nt
Organism: Lodderomyces margitis
Lineage: Eukaryota; Fungi; Ascomycota; Pichiomycetes; Serinales; Debaryomycetaceae
Exons: 1
Coding region: 1-792 (263 amino acids)
Biological process (GO): mRNA export from nucleus
Cellular component (GO): nucleus
Molecular function (GO): mRNA binding
Source: RefSeq, a predicted model, not a curated record